Messenger RNA from Penicillium atrosanguineum, 1812 nucleotides. RefSeq lists its product as uncharacterized. The transcript is spliced from 6 exons. The annotation marks the transcript as partial. The record is from RefSeq and is a predicted model, not a curated record. Lineage: Eukaryota; Fungi; Ascomycota; Eurotiomycetes; Eurotiales; Aspergillaceae. Gene Ontology annotation, molecular function: FAD binding.
AACGGGGAUGGCGAUCAUGCCAAGCCAGCGCCCGUCACAACUACAGAUGUUCUCAUUGUUGGUGCUGGCCCUGCUGGUGCCUCUCUAGCAUGUUUUAUGGCAUACUAUGGUAUCCGAGGGAUCAUGGUCAGCUCUUGUUCCACUAAUGCCGAUACUCCUAGAGCGCACAUCACCAAUAUGGCGGCCAUGGAAUGUCUUCGAGACAUUGGUCUAGACAUCGAGUGCAACCGUCUAGCAACCAAUGGAAGAAACAUGAUGCACACCCGUUGGGCAUACAGCAUGGCAGGGGAAGAAUACGCAAGGAUUCACUCCUGGGGGCACGACCCAAAGCGUAAAGGUGACUAUGAAACAGCCAGUCCUUGUGACCCCGUCGAUCUCCCACAGACUCUCCUCGAGCCGAUUCUUGUUCGAUAUGCCACACUGAAUGGUUUCAGCAGUCGCUUUGACACCAACUUUAUCGAUUUCGUCCAAGACAACAAGGGAACUACAUCAACACUCCGCGAUAACCUCACCGGAACCAAAUACAAAAUCCGUUCGAAAUACUUAUUCGGCGCAGAUGGAGCUCGAGGCGAAGUCUUCCGUCAACUUGACCUUCCACUGGACGUGCGACCCGAUCAGGGCCUUGCUUUUAAUGUUCACCUGAAGGCAGAUCUCUCGGGCUAUAUGCAGUAUAGGACGGGCAAUUUACACUGGCUUCUACAGCCCGACAGAGAGCAUCCGCUUUUCGGAUGGGCGUGCAUUGCGCGAAUGGUUAAACCGUGGGAUGAGUGGCUUUUCAUCGUUCUUCCAGAGCGUGGAGAAGAGCUUGAGAUUAAUCCGACUAAUGAGGAGUGGCUUGGUCGUAUGAAAGAGUUUAUUGGAGAUGAUACCAUCCAUACGGAGAUCUUGGGUAUUUCAAAAUGGCGCAUCAAUGACGUCGUUGCGCAAAGAUUCUCGAAGGGCAGAGUAUUCUGUCUUGGUGAUGCGGUGCACCGACACCCGCCAUCGAAUGGUCUCGGUUCCAAUACUUGUAUACAAGAUGCGUACAACCUGGCUUGGAAGGUUGCAUAUGUUUUGAAUGGCCAAGCAUCUCACUCACUGCUCGAGUCAUACUCAGCUGAACGUCAGCCUGUCGGUCGUGGAGUGGUCACUCGUGCCAACGAGUCAUUCCGACACCAUGGUCCCGUCUGGGAAGCGCUUGGGGUUGCACUUCCCACUCUAGAAGAAAGGACAAAGGCGCUUCACGAAUUGACCCUGCCCACCCAAGAGGGUCGAGCCCGUCGCGCUGCCCUUCAGGCUUCCAUCGAGAUGACUGAACAUGAGUACCACGCUCUGGGUACAGAGAUGGGCCAAUUUUACCAGAGCUCUGCUGUAUACACUUCGGAUGAGAUGGCCCCAUUCUACACCCGCGAAGUAGUUGCUAAAGAUCAAGAUCUAAGCCUCAUUCGAAGCACAUACCCCGGAUGCCGCUUGCCUCACGUCUGGCUGAACAUCGCCACUCCAGUGCGGCGCAUUUCUACCAUUGACUUGGCUGGAAAGGGUUCAUUCGUGCUACUUACUGGUAUUGGAGGCGAGGCUUGGAAGGCAGCUACCUCAGCUGUCUCCAAGGAGCUUGGUGUUCAAGUCAAAGCUUACUCUGUCGGUUUCCGCCAGGACUAUGAGGAUGUUUACUUUGAUUGGGCGCGUGUUCGCGGGGUUGAUGAGACGGGAUGUAUUCUGGUCCGACCUGAUAACUUUGUGGCUUGGAGAUGCAAUACUGUGCUCGGGGACGAGAGUCAGACUACGAAAAAGCUACGCGUAGUCAUGCAGAGCAUUCUUGGCAAAUUAAGAUAG